This is a messenger RNA of Gamsiella multidivaricata, 1490 nucleotides long. Its product is annotated as CP2 transcription factor-domain-containing protein. NCBI's taxonomy places the organism in Eukaryota, Fungi, Mortierellomycota, Mortierellomycetes, Mortierellales, Mortierellaceae. The transcript has 4 exons. The record is from RefSeq and is a predicted model, not a curated record. Bases 75 to 1424 code for a protein of 449 amino acids. Gene Ontology annotation, cellular component: nucleus. Gene Ontology annotation, molecular function: DNA-binding transcription activator activity, RNA polymerase II-specific; RNA polymerase II cis-regulatory region sequence-specific DNA binding. Gene Ontology annotation, biological process: regulation of transcription by RNA polymerase II.
CCUGUUUUCCCUUCUCUGCUCUCCAAUCGUUCAGUCUUAGGUUCAGGAUUACCCUUGAAGCCCAGACUGCUGCUAUGCAGCGGCAAGACGAGACUCCAGUGACAUAUCUCAAUAAAGGUCAAUUCUACACUGUGGGACUCGAGGAUACGGAAGAGUACGAUGGCGAGAUCACAAGUGUUAUCAGGGUGACCUUCCACGACGCGUCCCAUCGACGACUUGCGGCGCGGUACUGGAGCUUUUGGUUGAGUCAACAGGCCAACCCCAAAAGUGCAAGAGCUUUGGAUAUCGAAAAAGCGUUGUCGAGUGGGAUGCUAGAAGUGCAGUCCAAGACGUUUGAUCGGAUCUCGUUCAGGUGGAACGGUAGGGCGGGGGCAAAACUUAUGGUGCGGUUCAAUUGCCUGUCGACGGACUUUUCGCGCAUCAAGGGUGUCAAAGGCAUUCCGUUACGGGUUCAUAUGGAUACGUAUCUGGACAAUGUUGGUGGGCACAGUAGCGGCAGUGCCAGUAACAACAAAGGAGAUGGCCCAGCCAUGGAGCGAGCGUUCGCAAAGAUCAAAUUGUUCCGUGAUAAGGGUGCGGAACGCAAGAAUAAGGACGAUCAUAAACAUCUGGAAAAGAUGUGGGACAAGAUGCGGGGCAAGAAUGCAGAUACGAACCCAUUAGUCAACAUGCUGGCGCCCGUCCAGAGCGUGUCACUGUUCUCAGAGUGCACAGAUCCUCCAGAGGGGUCGGGCGAGGACGAGACCUUGGACUUGUCGGAGACCCUGGCUCACGAUCAAGACGCGACUGAUAGUGGUGGGGCAACUGGUGGAGAGCAUUACGACGCAGGAUCGUCUUCGCGACAAGACCAUGAUGGUUUAUCGAGCACAGGAGAUCAGCCUACGUCUCUGGCUCCUGCGAACAAGAAGCGACGUCGUGCUGCCGAGAGCGGAGGAAAUAAUGGCUCGGGCAAUGGAAUGACUAGCAACGGCAAUGGGAACAGCAACAACAACGGACUCUACGAUCCACAGCACUCUCAGGUCGGAAUGGCAUCAUCAUCCGCAUUAAUUCCUUCGCACGGUGGCGGCGGAGGAGCACUUGCGACAUCAGCGGAACUGCUCCUGGAUAGGGAUCCGAGCUAUGUACCACAGGCGCGCAAGAAGCGGCCGGUGCUUUGUCUGUACAUCAAGAUCGGGGGCGAAGCCGUGUAUCGGGCCGUAUAUCUGGAGAAGUGCACGCUUGCGGAUCUGAUCCAGAAACUGUCCGAGAAGCUCGAGAUCCAGUCGUCAACGAUCUCGUGUGUAUAUAGAAAGACGAUUAAGAAGGAGCUGAUGGUCCGGGUCGACGAUGCGAUGGUCGCCCAGAUGACGGACGAGCUCGAUAUGGUGGUCGAGUAUGACUUUAAUCAACAAGAUGGAAGCGUUAACCUGACGCUCAAGUACUGACGAAGUGGUCAAGAAUAAUGAUAAUGAUAAUGAUAAUAAUAACCAAUAAUAAAAAAUAAUAAAGUU